UCACCCCGGGAUCUGGACGGGAGCCUGGCAGGAUCAGUCCCCUACCAGAGCCCUGGAGCAUGGCUGUGUGGGGCCUGGGAGGUCGCCUUGGCUUGCGCGGGUGCCUCGGCGCCCGCAAGCUAUUGUGUCCCCGUUUCCAGAGCCGCGGCCCCCAGGGCGUGGAAGACGGGGACAGGCCACAGCCUUCCUCGAAGACACCCAAACUCCCUAAGAUCUACACCAAAACAGGAGACAAAGGGUUUUCCAGCACCUUCACUGGAGAAAGGAGACCGAAAGAUGACCAGGUGUUUGAAGCCGUGGGAACUACAGAUGAAUUAAGUUCAGCCAUUGGGUUUGCUAUGGAAUUAAUUGCAGAAAAGGGCCACCCGUUUGUGGAAGAGCUUCAGAAAAUCCAGUGCUCCUUGCAGGACGUCGGCUCUGCGCUGGCAACACCGCGCUCCUCAGCCAGGGAGGCUCACUUAAAACACGCCACGUUCGAGGCAGGGCCCAUCCUGGAGCUGGAGCGGUGGAUCGACGGAUACUCCAGCCAGCUGCCCCCGCUCACGGCUUUCAUCCUGCCUUCCGGAGGCAAGAGCAGCUCCGCACUGCAUUUCUGUCGGGCCGUGUGCCGCCGAGCUGAGAGACGCGUGGUGCCUCUUGUCCAGUCCGGUGAGACGGAUGCAAACGUGGCCAAGUUCUUAAACAGACUCAGUGACUAUCUCUUCACGUUAGCCAGAUACACAGCCAUGAAGGAGGGGAAUCCAGAAAAAAUAUACAAGAAAAAUGACUUGUCGGUCCAUGCCUGA
This is a messenger RNA of Lipotes vexillifer (Yangtze River dolphin), 785 nucleotides long. RefSeq names its product metabolism of cobalamin associated B (gene MMAB). Gene Ontology annotation, molecular function: corrinoid adenosyltransferase activity. Lineage: Eukaryota; Metazoa; Chordata; Mammalia; Artiodactyla; Lipotidae. The transcript has 9 exons. The record is from RefSeq and is a predicted model, not a curated record. The coding region runs from base 60 to 785 and encodes 241 amino acids.